AUGGAAGAAAUAAUUGAGGUAUGGGACGAUGAAAAAGUGGAACCUUUUGAGUAUCCAACAACGAUAUUUUCUGAUCAGUGUGCUGGAACUGCACCACUUCCUUUAUCCAGGAAUAUUAGCAUGACUUGCAUGCCGCAAUGGAAUAUAUUUGAUGAAAAGCAUUGCACCGGUUUAAAAUAUCUUAAUGUUAGCUAUUAUUUGCGCAAAUAUUCUUCGAAGAGAGAUGGAAAUCGAACAAUAGUAUCAAUAGAAGGUAAUCCGGAAAAGAGUCAUCUGAUCCGUUGGUUAUACUGGAAUGGUACAGCCUGUAUCAAUGCCGUUUCAACGGUGUCGAUUAAAUUUAUCAUUCAUAAUGGAUUAUUGGAAGAUAUAUCAGCGAGUGUACAUUAUGCUAACAUAACCAAACAAAGUUAUUCUCAACAAUUUUAUCAAUUUGAUGCAAUUUUUAUCGAAAUUUCAUCCACUUCAAAUGCCAUAGAAGCAGUGAAAAAACCACCAGGAUAUGAUAUGGGACAAAUAAUUCGAAUUGAAAGCACCACAAAUACGAAAUUUUUAAUUCCAUCCGGAAUGGAAUGCAACAAUCAGAAACAACAAAUUAAUAUACGAUUUGGUAUUCAAAUUAAUACAGCCUGUCGUUUAAA
Molecule: messenger RNA, 641 nt
Organism: Acanthocheilonema viteae
Lineage: Eukaryota; Metazoa; Nematoda; Chromadorea; Rhabditida; Onchocercidae
Source: the annotation of a GenBank genome assembly